AUGGGUAAACGUAAAGCUAAAAGAAAACCGAUGCAAAAAAAGAAACUCGUCCUCGAUACACAAUUCAAUUGCAUUUUUUGUAACCACGAAAAAAGCGUUGAUGUUAAAAUGUACGGGAACAGGGAAGAUAAAGUUGGAAAUUUAGCGUGCAGGGCGUGUGGUGCAAAAUUUCAAUCGAUAAUUAACCAACUGAGUGAUCCUGUGGAUGUAUAUUCGGACUGGGUUGACGCCGCGGAAAUGGUGAAACCCGAAGGUGAUGGUGGACAUGGCGAUUACGAUGAUGACCAACUUGAUGAUGAGGGUCUAUUUCACUCUCGGGUUGCGGUCAAUGUGAGGUCUCCGGAUUACGGGGAAGACGAUGAAGACGACCUCGAAUGA
Acaulospora morrowiae is the source of this 378-nucleotide messenger RNA. Lineage: Eukaryota; Fungi; Glomeromycota; Glomeromycetes; Diversisporales; Acaulosporaceae. The record is from the annotation of a GenBank genome assembly.